UAUGGUAUGUUUUUAUUUGUUUCAUUUAAACUUUUUCGUUAACUUUCGUUGUUUGUAACCCAGGCAUUGCCACCUAUUGGAAAGUUUGUUAUCGCUUAAAAGAGGGCGUUUAUACACAAAAAACACAGAGUGAUGAGGCAAUGCGGGUGUUAGAUAUUCAAUUAUACGACGGCAAACAUAAUUUACAUCACAAUGCAAAAAAAAAUAUUAAGUAUUGUUAUAACAUUACUCUGCGUGUGCAUCUUGGAUACGAUAUUGUCUCAGCCUGAUGAUAAUCUAAAAAGCCAGUUGGAAUUUGGAUACGAGCUAUACGAUGAGGAGGUUUAUUCCUAUUCCGAAGUACUUCGACCGACACCCACAGUGGGAUUGCUUUUUCCCCGAGCAUCUGAGACGCGAGAGGUAAACUCUCUGGAUGGUAUAUGGCAACUGGUUCGCAGCAAUUCCAGCGAUCCACUGCAGGGCAUAUACGAAAGGUGGUAUAGUCGAAAUCUCCAAUCUACGGGUUAUAAAAUAAUCAAAGUACCUGUGCCGGCAUCAUAUAACGAUGUGACCGUAGACGAAGAACUGCGCGACCAUGUGGGUACAGUUUGGUAUGAGCGUCACUUCUUUGUGCCCAGCCGUUGGAAUACAAACGGGACACGCACCUGGUUGCGCUUUGGUAGCAUUCACUACGGGUGUUUCGUUUGGAUCAAUGGUCAGCGAGCGUUGAACCACAGCUUUGGCCAUUUGCCCUUUGAAGUGGAAAUCGGAGGAUUGGUCAAAUAUGGCAAGGAGAAUCGCAUUACAAUCAUGGUUGACAAUCGACUCAACAACUCCAGCAUACCCCAGGGUGAAGUGAUUAAGCAGUCGGAUGACACUGGCCACGUCCUUAUACAAACAUACACAUUUGACUUUUUCAACUACGCCGGCAUACAUCGCUCUGUACAGCUGUAUACAACGCCACAAAAUUACAUCAGAGACAUUGAGCUGAAAACACAGGUGAACAAGCAAAUGGGUCGCAUUGACUAUAAAUUGUGGAUUGGUAAUGAGCAUGAGCAGGACUUCAAGAGCACCAUAUUAGUCCAACUGCUUGAUAGAGAUCACAAUGUUGUAGCCCACCAGCUAAAUCGGAAUUACCUCAAUGGCACUUUGCUAAUACCAAACGUAAAGCCUUGGUGGCCCUAUCUAAUGCAUCCGGAGCCCGGCUAUAUGUAUACUCUGCAACUCAAUCUGUUGGCAGAGAGUGGGCUGCUGUUAGAUAGCUAUCAGCUACCAGUUGGUAUUCGUAGUCUCAGCUGGGACAAAGACGGAAUAUACAUUAAUAACCAACCGGUUUACUUUCGUGGUUUUGGAAAACACGAAGACUCCGAUAUUCGCGGUAAGGGCCUGGACAACGCCUUGCUUACGCGAGACUUUAGUCUGCUUCAGUGGGUAGGAGCGAAUGCCUAUCGCACGUCCCACUAUCCCUACUCGGAGGAAUCAAUGCAAUUUGCUGAUGAACAUGGCAUUAUGAUCAUUGAUGAGUGCGCCAGUGUUAAUACAGAUUUAUUCGGGCUCCCGCUGUUGCAGAACCACAUGUCUUAUUUGGAGCAGCUUAUACAUCGCGAUCGCAAUCAUGCGUCAGUAGUUGCCUGGUCUAUAGCCAACGAGCCACGUACACAGAAGCCAAUAGCUAAAAAAUAUUUCGAUGAAUUGGCAAACUAUACACGUAGCAUCGCACAAGGGCGUCCAAUAACUGCUGCUUCCAAUGUGGCUGAACCAUCUAUGUGCAUGAUGUCUGAAUUUUUGGAUAUUAUUGGCUUUAAUCGUUACAAUUCCUGGUAUCACAAUCCUGGACGCACUGACAUGAUCAUAAGGCCAAUAGUGGACGAGGCCGUGAGCUGGCGAAAUCUGUAUGAAAAGCCAGUCAUUUUGUUCGAGUAUGGCGCCGAUACCCUUGAGGGCUAUCAUACGCUGCCAACAUUUAUUUGGUCGGAGGAAUAUCAGAAGACGAUGUUAUCAAAGCAUUUCCAGGCGUUUGACAAAUUGCGCAAGCUGAAAUGGUUCAUCGGCGAAUUUGUCUGGAAUUUUGCGGACUUCAAGACGGAGCAGACCUAUACGCGCGUAGGUGGCAAUAAAAAAGGCGUCUUCACGCGCAACCGACAGCCCAAAGAUUCAGCACAUCUGCUACGACAGCGUUAUCAUAUGCUCGCAUUUAUACUAAAUAACGCCAGCUUGCCGCCAGAUCUCUUUAAUUACAUUAUUGACUUUAGUUUAUAAUUUUAUGUGCAAAAGCUUUUUCCUUCUAUUUAAAGUCCAAAUUGUGUGCUUUUAACUGGAAACCCAAUUAAAGCCAAAAUG
Drosophila hydei is the source of this 2319-nucleotide messenger RNA. RefSeq names its product beta-glucuronidase-like. Gene Ontology annotation, molecular function: beta-glucuronidase activity; carbohydrate binding. Gene Ontology annotation, biological process: carbohydrate metabolic process; glucuronoside catabolic process. The record is from RefSeq and is a predicted model, not a curated record. The transcript has 5 exons. Bases 193 to 2238 code for a protein of 681 amino acids. Lineage: Eukaryota; Metazoa; Arthropoda; Insecta; Diptera; Drosophilidae.